CAUGAACAUCAGUGACCCUCGAACGGAUUGCUUGCUUUUGCAUUCAAUGUCCAAGGUCAUUUGAUAUAAUUUGCUUUUCCGCUGGCAUAUCCAAACACUUGGGGCGGACCCAUUGCAGCCUUUGGGGAGGGCAAAGGCAAUGCAGAUCCUCCUUGCCACUGUGGUGCUUGCAAUACUUGGUGCCGCUGAAGGCGGCGGAUAUACAAGUCUUAGCCGGCGGUUGCAGGAGGACAAUGUUACUUUCGUACCAUUGCCGCCCAAGAUUGAAUACCCCAUUGACCCUGCUGCAAUGAUCGCAGGUGCCUUUGUUGGAGCACUCGGAGUUCCUUUUCUCUUUGGGUCCAACUUGUCGGAUCCAGGCUAUCAGGUCGCGGCAGGCUUCUUGAGAGCCACAGGACACUGGCAAGUUCAAGCCUUGCGCUUGCGUUUUUGACGGCUGUAGACAAUGAUGGCGCUGGUGUGCUCCCUGUGGGUUGGGUUGGGUUAAGCCCCUAGUAGCGUCCUUGUUACUAGUAGCGAUGCCAGGAGCCCCUAGUAGCUUCUUGCUACUACUAGUAAGGCACUUGUCACUAGAAGCGAUGCACUUGUUCCUAGUAGGGUCCUUGUUACUAGUAGUAAGGCCAGGAGCCCCUAGUAGCGUCCACUGUAGCGUCCUGGUGAGCUGAAAUUGUUCCGUCCCGAGGCCCGCUGGGCAGAACGCCGGCUGACUGUCAUAUUUGAUCGAUGCCUUACCAGCACAUUUCAGUGUAGUUAGGCUUCACUGCAUAAUUAACUUUUGUGGGGAAGCAAGGGGCUCGUAGGCUAGCUAGACCAUCCCAAAUCCUGGCCACCAUGAGAAUCAAAGAAGUACCCAAGGAUUUGGGCCUUCUUCGAGCGACGCAAGCCUAGAGGUGGUGCCUUUGAAGUGUUCCGUGGCGAGACAGAGUGAACAACAAGGAGGCCCUUCAGAAGGUCUAGAGAGUCUAUCUGCAGCUCAUCCUUGUGAGCACUCGGGUGAGCUGCAGCGAGGCAUUGGAACGAGAUGAAUCAACCGAAUACAAGAUUUACAAGAGGUCAAAAGGGACGGAGCGAAAGUAAGGCGAAAAGGGUCGAAGGAGUUUACAAGAGCAUUCAAAAGAUAACAAGAGUAAUAAGAGGAGAGAGAUACUGGCUGGGCAGUUGACG
Durusdinium trenchii is the source of this 1164-nucleotide messenger RNA. The record is from the annotation of a GenBank genome assembly. NCBI's taxonomy places the organism in Eukaryota, Dinophyceae, Suessiales, Symbiodiniaceae.